This is a messenger RNA of Haliotis rufescens (red abalone), 4197 nucleotides long. RefSeq lists its product as uncharacterized. Lineage: Eukaryota; Metazoa; Mollusca; Gastropoda; Lepetellida; Haliotidae. The transcript is spliced from 27 exons. The coding region runs from base 98 to 3586 and encodes 1162 amino acids. Gene Ontology annotation, biological process: protein dephosphorylation. The record is from RefSeq and is a predicted model, not a curated record. Gene Ontology annotation, molecular function: protein tyrosine phosphatase activity.
CCAACUGGAAACGCCUAAAUUUCUGUUGCUCAUACUGACACAGUUAGCCACUAUAAAUGUCACGAGGAACAAGUAAGGACUAAAUCUGGUGACGGCCAUGUUCGAUUUGGUCCUUACCAGUGUUAUUGUUUUAGUCUGGUGUGCUGAUGAAGUUCAAGGGACGUGUCCGGUUGGUACUUAUGGAGUCGACUGUGACUAUCGGUGCAACUGUCCUCCAAACACGUGCAACUCCUCCUCUGGCUGUACAAGUGGGGAUUGCUACCCGGGGUGGUCGGGGCCGACCUGUCACAAACGCAACAUCCUCCUGAAUCUCACUGAGAGUGCGUUUACAUCAAGUCCUACCCACCUCAACACACCACCACACAGAGCUGCGGACGGGAGGGUAGCUGCAACUCCUGAACACAUCAACAGCUGCUUCUUCACCAAUAACACGGGUGCAAACUACACUUGGUGGCGCGCUGAUCUGGAAAACAGAACACUGAUGAAUGACGUCACUAUCUCCUUCAGAAAAGACUUUAAAGCUCGGAGGAACGGAAUCCAGGUGUUUGUGACCAACUCUGUCAACAUACCGAGUGGCCACAACUGCUACAACGUCACUGGGAAUGGAGACGGAACUGAUGUACCGGAUGUGUUGCAUAUCACAUGUUACAGUAGAGGGCGCUAUCUCCUUCUGUACACCACCACCAUCAACAACGACCAACCAGAAAUCAUUACACCUAUGAUGGACUUCUGUGAGGUAGAGGUCAAUGAAUGCGAACAUGGUAGAUACGGCCUCACUUGCUCCACCGAUUGCCGCUUAAGGGAAUGCAGGGGGGACAGCUCUCGUUGUGACCAGGUAACUGGUGAGUGUGUUGAGGGUUGCCGUGGAGGUUACAGAGGACCCGACUGUAUGCGACCAUGUGAGGAAGGACACUAUGGUGCUAACUGUUCCCGCAAGUGUGACGACAGACACUGCAAACAUCCUGAUGCCUCAUGUAACCACGUGACAGGUGAAUGUGUUCACAACUGCAGCAAUCCAGGAACAGGUGGUGUGAAAAAUCAAACAUGUAGACCAGGUUGGCAGGGAUUGGACUGUGUGGCAGAAUGUUCUUCUGGGACGUUCGGAGACAAGUGUUCGGGUUCAUGUGGUGCAUGUCUGGACAGUGAGCUGUGUCACCGUGUCAACGGAACUUGUCCAAGAGGCUGCAGUGAGGGGUGGUCAGGGCACCUGUGCAAGCAGAAAUGUCCCUUGAUGACGUACGGCGCCAACUGUUCAGAAACCUGUGGUGCGUGUCGAGACAAUGACACGUGUGACCUUGUCAACGGAAGAUGUCUGAGAGGCUGCAGGGAGGGAUGGACAGGGGAGUUCUGCAUAUCAAAGCAAGAUACUGGUGAAAUACCUGUGAGGGUACUGUGGAUUGCAGGGGCAUCAGGUGGCGGUCUUCUGCUCAUUGCUCUCCUGGUUCUCAUCGCAAUUGUCGUAACAAGAACCUCCAAAGGACGCGAAUCUGUUGCCAACCACCCUGAGAUGAAACUGAAGCAGAUGACUGCAAGCGUUGAUGAAACACUUGCACCUACCGUCAUCAUGGUCGACAACGUCCACUACGUGGGCUUUAGUGGAACAGGCAACACAGCACAAGAUGGGGCGGAUGUGAAGCUGGAUAUCGGAAGAGGAUUGGGUUUAAGUGGUUGUGAAGAUGGUGAUGAUGGCGGAAGGAGGGGAAGCACUGAAGUCGAGGGAGUAGAGGGUGUUAGUGAGAACUUGGUUGUGGUCACAGCUGUUAGUGAAGGGUUUGGUGGGGAUAUCUAUGCUGUCAGUAAUAGAAACACAGGCAGUAAACCUACUGGUAAUGACGAUGGUGAGAAAAUUGUUGAUGUUGAAGAGGUUAAUGCGGAGGUAGAGGAGGUCGAUGGAGACGUGGACCACCAAGAGAUGGAGGAUCAUGAUGGGGACAGCACCUACUACAACCUGGAGGGUCCCCCUCUUAUCACUGAGGUGGGGGUGGACAAGCUGGGUGACAGAAUCAAGGAGAUGCAGGCCACUAAAUAUGGCUUCCAGAAGGAAUUCCGGAUGCUGUUCACUGGCUUUACAAGACCGUAUGACGUCUCGCAGCAGACAGAUAACACUGGAAAGAACAGAUUCCUCGGAUGUUAUCCUUAUGAUUACAAUCGGGUUCUGCUGCCGAAACUGGCUGGGCAUCCAUCGUCUGACUAUAUAAAUGCAAGCUAUUUUGAUGGUUACUCUUGCUCGCAGGCCUAUGUCGCAGCUCAAGCACCCAAUAAGAAGACUUUGUGUGAUUUCUGGAGGAUGAUUUGGGAAAACAACUGUACGAGAAUCAUCAUGUUGACGAACAUCCUGGAGAAUGAGAAGGUGAGGUGUGAACCUUACUGGUCUGAUUCGUCUGAUCUUGACGUUGGUCUCUUCGCCAUCUCAGUCACCAAGACAGCACACAGCGCGCAAUGGACAAUGCGAGAACUCACAGCUACACUGAAAGAGACAGGUAACAGUCGCCAGUUCCGACAGUUUCACUUCACAUCCUGGUCCGACCGUGGGGUCUCAGGUGACACAGCUCUAACAGAGUUCAUGUGGCGGGUUAGGAAGGCUCCCAAUCCACAACAAAGUCCUCUACUUGUACAUUGCAGCGCUGGUGUCGGGCGGACCGGGACGUACAUCGCUGUGGACAACCUGCUGGAUCAGGCUCUCACUGAAGAUAGGGUGGAUGUGUUCGGGUUUGUGUCACGGAUGAGGGAUCAACGAAAGGGGAUGGUGCAGACCAAGGAACAGUAUGAACGCGUGUACACAACACUCCAAGCAGCUCUGACUCACGGCGACACAACGAUGACCGUGUCAGAGUUUCGUCACAAUAGGAUAAAUCAACGAAUGUUUACCAUGGGAUCAGUUGAUGUCAGCAGCUACGUGAAGUCUGUCAAUACAGGAAGCAAGACAACAAAGGAAUUGAGCGAACAGGGACGAAUAUCAAGACAAUGCGAUGUUGUUUCUAUCCUGUCUCCAUCUUUCAAGUCCAUGAAUGGGUACCUUCUUGUGGAUACUACCUUCAUCACCGCAGCAUCUCAGUUCUGGCAACUGGUAGACCUAAAUCAAGCUCUCACCAUUGUAGUAUUACUAGAGGAUUUCAAGAUCCUGCAAGACAUUAUACUAUCCCCUGGGAACAGCCUGGAUCUGAGUCAGUUCAGUGUGAUGUGUUCCACAGAAAACAUAAUCAAUCAUGACAUCAUCAUGAGGAACAUACAGCAAAAGAAAGAGGGUUCCUCCUCGUGGACAAACAUACAGGUCUACUUGGCGAACCAUCUGACAGUUGCUGCCUACCCUUUCCAAAUGGACCUGCUUGCCAGUAGGGAAGACACUGCAACCCCAGUCACAGUGGUGUUCAAUGAGACAACAACAAGGCAAGCAGCGUUGUUUUGCAUCAUCAGCAACAUCCUGCAGCGUGUGAAGCAGGACGGGGAAGUGGAGAUCUUCAACAACAUGAAAGUCAUGGCUAAUCUCCUCCACUACAGUAUCACACAGGCGGACGUCUGCCUGUGUUUUGAUGUGGCGGCAGCCUCCCUAGACUGUGAGGAUUGGCCUGGAGGAAUCACUAUGUAGAAGGAAGAGACUGUCGCCUCACACUACCUAGACUGUCUAGAACCCUCUAACUCUACUGUCGCCAUCGCCUUUUACUUGUACUACAAGGCGUUUAGCUUGUUGUGAUGACACAAAUUAUCACCAAAUUGCCAGUUUUAAUUUACACACACUUAAGAUUUUUAGACAUCCAGGAAUCAACUUUAACAGGAUUUUCACAUUCUGUUUCAUUUUAUCCAUGCGAUUAAUGAAUAAGGUGUUACUUUGAAUGACCACAUUUGCUACAUGUAUUUACAAAAUUCUGAUAAAACAUUAUACAUAUACAAUAGGCCAAUCAUCUGUGUUCCCUGUUUUGUGUACUUCUGUCAAUAAGACAUCAACCGUAUGAACUCACUUGUUUUCUCUGACACUCCAUGAGUUCCCACUGAACAAGUGACCACAUUAAUGACAAUGAAUCAAAUAAACCACCUAUAACUCUUAACUUCUGCGGGGAAAUGCUGUUGUGCAUGUGGCAGAUAUUCAACAUGAUAAUUAAUAUGACUUGUUUUCUAAAUUACGCCUUGGGAUUGAAACGUAGGUAGCCCAGCACAUGUGUGUGUAUAUUUGAGUUGAUGUCAAGGAAGGAGUGAGUGAGU